Molecule: messenger RNA, 3135 nt
Organism: Aphanomyces invadans
Lineage: Eukaryota; Oomycota; Saprolegniomycetes; Saprolegniales; Verrucalvaceae
Exons: 8
Coding region: 21-3104 (1027 amino acids)
Molecular function (GO): protein binding; calcium ion binding
Source: RefSeq, a predicted model, not a curated record
CCGCCGACCAGUUGCCCGACAUGUCGGCAUCGCGAACCCGCGGCAGUGUGACAGGCAGCCGAAAGAGCCGUGCCAUCAUCAGUCCGCCAGCAUCCGCCAUGUUUCUGACGGAGGUCCAACUGAAUGAUGCCGGAGGUGAUUCAGACGACGACGACCAACGUCUCGAGCAAGAGUUCCUGUCGAACCCCCUCACGUCGUACUACAAGAGCGACCCUGAAAAGGGUUUUACGAUGGACAUAAUGAUGAUGAUCGACAUGGCCAAAGUCGGAUCUCUGCGGGAGGAGUUCCAGCGAAAGGAGCGCGGGCUGUCGGUCGGUGAGUUCGUUCACGUCAUGCUCCGGUUUGUAAAGAGCAGCCAAAACGCGCAAGACGACAAGUCCCACCUGCACAAGUUGACGGAACCGCAGCUCGUCGCGUACUUGUGUGAGCUCUUUGCUCAGAUCGACAUUAACGGCGACGGGUCCAUGGAGUGGGAAGAGUUUACCUCGUUCAUCGUGGACACCGGGCUCGAAAGUCAACAGCCCAACUCGAUUCAGAUGUACCAUCACUCGUCAUGGGAAGACACGUCAAAGCACAGUGCCACGAUUGACCGCAUGUACUACUUCCCCGCGAAUGACCGCCUCGCUGUGUGUGAGUACGGCACGCAGAAUCUCAAGAUAUACGACGCGCGGUGUGAGCUCCAGCGCGUGAUCAAAUCGCCGGAUGGGUUCGUCCUGUGCGCAGAGUACAUCGACCGGCUCAACCAGUACGUCGUCGCGUCGUCCGACCUCCAGCUGCGCUUCUACGACGACACGAGCUACCGCUUGAUCAAGAGCUGCCAUACCCCCACGUCGCAAAACUGCCUACGGUGGUACACCCAAUCCAACAUGUUGUUUUCCGCUAGUGCCAGCGGCAUUAUUUACGCGUGGGACGCCGAUCGCAUGGAAGAGAAGCAUCACAUGGGCGGCAUCGGGCGGGACGGCCGCGUCCUCACGCGGUCCCAUGACGGCAUCGUGCUGGACUUGCUCAACUUGCCGACGCUGGAGACUCUCGCGUCGGCCAGCAUGGACAAGACCGUGCGGCUAUGGGACGUCAACACGGGCAAACACAAGCAACAGCUUGACGGGCACAUGAAGGGCGUGCGGUCGCUGGCGUACUCUGCCGAGUACCGCUUCCUCGUCUCAGCCGGGUUCGACUUCGACGCGUUCGUAUGGAACCCGUACGUGGAUCAGCUUAUUCUGCGGCUACACGGCCACCAGAACUCGUUGUGCGGCGUCGAGAUCAUCCCCGACACGCCGCAGAUCAUCACGGCCGACAUCGGCGGCGUCUUCAAGGUUUGGGACAUUCGCAAUUUUGCGUGCAUGCAAACGUUCACGGCGGAAAACGCCAACAUGACCGACAUCAAGUCGUUUGUGUCGGUGACGUCGCACAAGCGGCUUGUGGCCGGCGGCAAACGGAUGACGCUCUUUGACUACGAAAAGCUGCGCAACCCCAAGCUCACGGACGACUUUCCUGUGUUCCAAGCACUCUUCAACCCGAUUUCACUCACGUUUAUCACGGCGGCGGGCACGGACAUCAAAAUUUGGGACGCCAACCUGGGCAAGCUCAUUCGGAUUUACAAGGGGCUGAGUGGCACGGACUUGACCGCACUCUGCCUGGACAACCGCAGCCGCAAGUUUCUUGUCGGCGAUCACGAAGGCAACAUCAAAGUGUACGACUACCUGAACGGCACUUAUAUGAAGUGCUUUGCCUACCCGGACAUGGACAACAAGGCGCACGCGGCCGAGGUGUCGCGACUGUAUUACUGUAACGAGUAUCGCACCGUGAUCAGCACGUCGUGGGACACCAGCGUGUGCAUCCACGACGAAAGCGACCCCGACCGAGGCAUUUUGCUGCGGCGGAUGACGGGGGGCCACACUGGCGACAUUACGAGCCUCGGUUUUUCGUACAACUUGUCGCUUAUCGCAACCGGGUCGGUCGACUGCACCGUCCAGAUCUGGGAUUACGAAUUUGGACGGUUGGACGCCACGUGCAUCGGCCACACCACUGGCAUCGUGAGCCUGGUGUUCCUCGAUCCGUACCCGCUCCUCGCGUCAUGCGACCUCAGCGGCAACGUUGCGAUUUGGGCCAUGCGCCCGUCCAAGUACAAGGGGAAAUGCGUGUGUCGAUUUCGUUUGCAUAACCCACUGGCGUCCAAACUUGUGUCGAACCCGUAUUUGGUCGCCGUCACGACGCAUAUUCAACACGUCACGUCAGCGUCAAGGCAGGAGGGUGGCGAUGCCGCCGGGGCGUCGUCUCCGUCGGUAUCUGCCUUAAUCGAUGCGUACUACUUGGUCGGUGGCGACGACAAAGGCGGACUGAGUGUGUGGGACGUCCUGCCCCUUCUCAAGCGCCUCGAAACCGAGUUUCAACUCGUCCCAAUCGAGAAGCGCGUCGAGUGCGCCAACCCUCAGCGCAACUUGCGCGUCCACGCGACAGAGCUCGUGAAGAAGUUCAAGGAAGGCAUUGAGUGGCAAGCAUAUUUAAACCGAGAGCCGCAGUGCACGUUCCAUUUUGACGGCCAAAUGCCGCUCGUCCACUUGACCAUGCUCGAUUGUGCGUACCAGUGGCAAGGCCACGACGACGCUGUCUACUCGGUCCAAGUCAUCGUCGACAAUGCGACUGUGACGCUUCUCACGGCGUCAUACGAUCGGCUCGUCAAGGUGUGGACUUUGACGGGCACCCCUCUCGGGUCGCUCACUCAAGGAGACAUGGAGUUGGCAAGACAGCCGUAUUCGUUUCCGAUCGACUAUUCGUCGCGCGAGCUGGACAAGCUGAGGCAUGCAAAACCCGUCAUCAAAGAAGCAAGGCACAUGCAGCACGAAGAAGAUUUGGCGGCGUACAAAUCUCAACAAGCCAGGAAGAAGUCGGUCGUAGCGCCACCGGGACGAACAGAUUCCAUCGACGAUGUCGACGGCACCGACUAUUUAUUCGAGGCGACGCCAACUACCCUGCCACCUCUUCAAAAAGCAUCCAAAGGAACCUCUUUCUGGGCAUCGCGAGGUCGAAAGGGCUCGAAUCGGGUCAAACCUGUCGACCAGAAGCAUGCAGGCAGGUCAUUUCGAUCCUUGCUAAAGAAAGGAUAACGGUGCAGCCGCAAGACCACACCAUACUCGC